UGAAUUUCAAAAUGAAUUUUAGUCUUUCAAGGAUACGGACAAGAAGCAGCAAGUGUUUGUUGAUUCUCUUAAAAGGAAAAUGCCUUUAAAUAGUAAAACGAAAAAAGAUUCUGAGAAAAGAUGUUCUAGUUGGUGGAGCUGUUUACAUGCGGCCAUUGAUGAUACAUUUUGGGAGUAUACCAGACGUACGAGAGUAAGUGGUAUUUGGUUACUGAGAAAACAUCGUACAGAGGGUAUAUCAAGAUGGUGUUGGUCUUCGGUAAUGAUUGUCUUAUUCCUAUGUGGAGUUUAUUUAUCUCUACAGUUGUGGUUAAAGUUCUAUUCUUAUCCUAUUUUAAAUACUAUAUCAAAUGAUUUACCCAUUACCGAUGUAGCUUUUCCGGGGGUGACAAUUUGCUCACCCAAAGUGGUGAAUAUGGAACGUGUAAGACGUUAUAUACGAACACUUGAUAUACCAGAUAAAUACAAUAUCGAAGAAGUUGCUGCUGGUUUUGAAUAUCUCAAUGCCUUUACCGAUAAGGGCUGGACGGCGCCCAAUAACAAUAAUACUGCUUAUGAAACUACCGAUGCUGUUUUACGUCACAAUAAUGUCACUCUAUACGAGGCUGCCAUGCAGGUCUGUGCCAGUUGUGAUGAUUUUGUUAAACGUUGCUUUUGGGGUGGACAUGAAUUUCCCUGUCGUCAGAAUCAUGAAUAUUUAUCUUUCAUACCGACCACUUCUUAUCUGGGACCCUGUUGUUCGUUUAACUAUAAUCCUCGUAAUCAGUCUUAUGUACCUUUUUCCUCUAACAUUUUCGGUGUCGAUGGUGGUCUUUUGUUUAUAGGAGUCGAGGGUUCUGAACGUAAUCUUUCUACCGGCCUAAUCGUUUUGGUUCAUCAUCCCAUGGAUUUUGUUACGGAAUCCACAACUUCGGUUACCAUUACCUCAAAUUCGGAAAGUUUUGUUGAAAUUUCUCCCACUGUGCAGAGUUCCUCGAAGGAAGUUCUAGAGCUAUCCGAACGUAAACGUGAUUGUUUAAUAUCAGACGAUGUAGCUUUAAGUAGUUAUCGUCAGGCCUCCUGUCUGGUGGCCUGUCAAAGUGAACUCAUUAUGCAGAAAUGUAAAUGUCAACCGUAUCAUUUGCCCAAUGGCAAGGCCGAGUAUGAAUGUAAACUUAACGAUUCCAUGUGUUAUUCCGAUGAGUAUGAUACUUUUAAGAGCGCCAAAUGUGAUCAAUGUCUACCCAAUUGUUAUGAUGUUACUUAUUCGACAUUGGCCUAUAAAACAGAUCUCUUGCUGCAUAAUUAUUCUAUUAGUUCUCUGUAUUCGUAUACGAACUUUACUAAGGACUCGUUUAUUGUUCGGGUUUAUUUGGCCAAACAGGUAGUACCUGCUAUUCAUAAGGUUACCGUUAUGUCUUGGAUUGGUUUGCUGUCUGACUUGGGUGGCGUUUUCAAUUUGUGUCUGGGCCUCAGCAUGGUAUCGGUGGUGGAAUUUUUCUACUAUUGUAUUUAUCGUUUGGCCAUCAACUAUAAAAUGCGCAAAGUUCUAAUGCAAUAAACGAAAGAAAGUAAAUAUUUACUUUAAAAUAAUAAAACACAAAGUUUUAACUAAAUUAUUUAAAGAAACUCAAUUCUUUUUCUUUUUAUUCUUAACAAUUUUUGAGGAAGAUUUUCGUUUUAAAGCUUUUUUGGAGUCAUCGGUAGAAUCAUCUGUUUUACUUGUUUCUUCUUCGGCUUUUUCUUCCGCUUUCUGUUCUUCAUCCUCAUCCUCCUCCUCAUCAUCAUCCUUUUCAGUGUCACUAAGAAACAAAAAGAAAAAACAUUAAAAUAUUUUUAUUUAAUUUUCUUUUACAUUUUACUCACCAUAUCGUUUGCAUAUUCUCAAACAUAUCCUCAUAUUCUUCAUUCUCUGACUCUUCGGCUUUAGAGUUUUUAUUUUUCUUUUGUUUGGAUUUUCUCUGAUCUACAUCCUCAUCAUCAUCUUCAGCUUCUUUAUCAUUAUCAUUCGUAUUAGGAUUUUCCAAAGAUUCACGUAAGAGUACACGAGAAGCUUUAGAUUUAACAUAACAUUGAUAGAGAAGCACACAGGUGUCGGCAUGAUGUACACGAACAUAACGAUCCAAACA
Molecule: messenger RNA, 2108 nt
Organism: Lucilia cuprina (Australian sheep blowfly)
Lineage: Eukaryota; Metazoa; Arthropoda; Insecta; Diptera; Calliphoridae
Gene: ppk6
Product: pickpocket protein 28
Exons: 6
Coding region: 80-1540 (486 amino acids)
Biological process (GO): sodium ion transmembrane transport
Cellular component (GO): membrane
Molecular function (GO): ligand-gated sodium channel activity
Source: RefSeq, a predicted model, not a curated record